Erinaceus europaeus (western European hedgehog) is the source of this 1706-nucleotide messenger RNA. RefSeq names its product transmembrane protein 215 (gene TMEM215). The transcript has 2 exons. The record is from RefSeq and is a predicted model, not a curated record. NCBI's taxonomy places the organism in Eukaryota, Metazoa, Chordata, Mammalia, Eulipotyphla, Erinaceidae. The coding region runs from base 229 to 936 and encodes 235 amino acids.
AAGGCUUGCUCCCACGUCCACCUCCUGGAUACAGUCAGGUGGAAAAAUCAAGUUCUCCUUCCAGAAACAAGAGAGAGAGCCGAGGGGACAGCUGCUGUGGAGGUUUCUAAGGAGACUCAGAUUGGCUUCUUUCCCUGCUCCCUGGAGACGGCAGGAAACCUCAGAAGAGAAGAGAGCAACACUGCUACUUGGUCGGCAAGCAGCCCCCCGAGCUGGAUGGAAUGAAAGAUGCGGCCUGAUGACAUUAACCCGAGGACUGGACUGGUGGUGGCCCUGGUCAGUGUCUUCUUGGUCUUUGGAUUCAUGUUCACUGUCUCCGGGAUGAAAGGAGAGACUCUGGGAAACAUCCCACUCCUGGCCAUCGGGCCGGCCAUCUGCCUGCCGGGCAUUGCAGCCAUUGCCUUGGCCAGGAAAACCGAGGGGUGCACCAAGUGGCCUGAGAACGAGCUGCUGUGGGUCCGCAAGCUGCCCUGCUUCCGAAAGCCCAAGGACAAGGAGGUGGUGGAGCUACUGAGGACCCCUUCAGAUCUGGAGUCCGGCAAAGGGAGCUCUGAUGAGCUGGCGAAGAAGGCCAGCCUCAGAGGGAAGCUUCCCACCCAGGGGCAGAAUGAAGUACCUAUAGCCAGCUCCAUCACCACCCCCACGCCCACAGAAGAAGGAGAAUGCCAGAGCCUCGUCCAGAGCGGCCAUCGGGAGGAGACAUCCAGAUACCUGGACGGCUACUGUCCCUCUGCCAGUUCCCUCGCCUACAGUGCCUUGGACGCCAAGUGCUCAGCCUGGGACAGGUCUGAUUGCCCUGAGCCCGAGGACAGCAUCUUCUUUGUGCCCCAGGACAGUAUCAUCGUUUGCUCGUACAAGCAGAACAGCCCCUAUGACAGAUACUGUUGUUACAUCAAUCAAAGUCAAGGCAGGUGGGACCAUGAGACAAUAGUCUAGGUUUUGCAAACAGGAAUGGCUGUACUGAUAGAAACAUGACUACACUCAGCUCUCAGUGGAAUGAAACUGCCCUGCUCCAACAACCUUCCCACUGUUAGAAAGUGACUGGUAUGUGAUGGAUGUGCUAACCUCCAGUGCCUGAGAGCUGUGUAAAUAAGCAUGUUGGGGACACAUUCUAGGGAAAGUUGAUGAGGGUUAAGGACACUGGAAGAGACAGUGGAUAAGAGAGGAAACAGUUACAAUUGCUUCUGAACAAUUUAGAUCAUGUUAAUUUUUUUUUUUCAACUACCCCAGAUGUCCUACCCAGCACCUGCUGAAAGCAGAUAAAUCUAGACUGGGCUGUAUAUACCAGGCAUGAAAUGAUACAUGGAUUACCCAUAGGGAAGCAGCUGCCUUAGGUCUGCAGAAAUUGAAAGCAAAAGUGAUCUAAUGCCUCAUUAUAUGGAAUGGUUUUUGUCUGGCAAAAGGCUUUUCACACUUAGUGUUUACUAGGGACAAAAAUCAAGAUAAGAAUUAACUACAUCCCUCCUUAACUGGGGUAGUUUUUGGAGCAAGAGAAGUUAAAGACAGCCAAAUUAUGUAAUUGAGUUUUAUGGUAUUCUCCUCUGACAGGUCCAGGAAUCUCAAAUAAAGUGAAAUAACUAUGACUAGCUGUGUAAAAUUUUAAUAUUUUUAGUUGACUGUGUUGCUUCUUAAGCUCUUUAUUUCAGUUUAUGUUCUGGGUCUUUAUCCACAGUUUUUUUCUUAAUAUUUACUGCCAUUCUUGUGUG